CUAAAAUAUCUCAUAUAAAUAUAUCAUACUUGAGUCAAUAAGUUAAACCAUAUAAACAUCCUAUCCUACACACAUAUACAAACCGGCCCGCAGGGAGAUAUUAGUUGAGAGGUUUAAAGGGUGUGAGUUUUUGCUCUUUCUUCAUGAAGCAAAGACAAGACCAAUCCAUGGUUGACACAACCUCCAACAACCACCAUGCCAUAGAUGAAGAAGAUCAUGUUGCAAUCAAUUAUAUGGUGGGUGGUGUUGUGGCUAUACAUAGCCAAGUCAAGAAAAUUAAACAAGAGUUGGAGAAAACCAUGCAUCCGGCUGCUCUUGAGCACCCGGAGAUGACAUCUGUUUUACGAGAAUUCUCAAGGCAGCCGAAGCGCUCUCGCUCGCCCUUGGGAAUUACCAACCGACCUAUCUCGGUUGGUAAUUAAUUUCUCGAAGUUUUAGAUUAUAUCGAGGAUCACAUGUUUAUGUUUUUUUUUCUUCCUUUUUAUUUUCCUUCUUUGUAGUUUGUAUGCAUGUUGUUUUGUACUACUUACUUUAGAUGUAAAUAGUUACUUUUAAAGGAUAAAUAGUAAACAUUUAUGUUUACUGUCA
Erigeron canadensis is the source of this 588-nucleotide messenger RNA. RefSeq lists its product as uncharacterized. The record is from RefSeq and is a predicted model, not a curated record. Lineage: Eukaryota; Viridiplantae; Streptophyta; Magnoliopsida; Asterales; Asteraceae. The transcript has a single exon. The coding region runs from base 144 to 422 and encodes 92 amino acids.